AUGUCCUACUAUGACAUUGAUUCCAUCCUGACAGAUGCGCAGAAAUUACCGUGCACAUUCGAGCUAGAAGUCCCCGGACUGGGUGUUCUCGAAGGCAAUGCGGGUGAAGAUAUCAAAGCCGGGACACGUAUCGAUCUCCCACUAUGGCUGGGUGAAAUGCUUUCUAUCGCGGCUCGCAUAGGGACUUCUCGUCUUGUGACGCUUGAUAUGCCCGAUGCACUCUCAGAACGAGUAAUGAAUGCGCUGAAAGCUGAUCCCCGGACUGUAGAUCUGCGCGCAUUGGCACCGCAUUUCUACCACCUCAGCGAGCGGAUUCUGGAAUUAUUCGAAGAGGAAGAGAUGGUUGACGUGUUAACUAAUACAUUCAAACGACGAGCGGCUGAGAUAGCGGACCACGCUCAUAACCCGCGUGGUGCAGUUGGAGGUGGUGUUGAAUUUCUUCGGGGAUUGGACGAAGCAGAGCGACAAUUGUUCCGGGCAGCUCAUGACCGAGCGAAGGAGAUGCGGAUCUGGGCUGGAGAAGCAAAGAGGAAGUGA
This is a messenger RNA of Penicillium angulare, 537 nucleotides long. It is a transcript of the gene psf3, whose product is annotated as DNA replication protein PSF3. Gene Ontology annotation, biological process: mitotic DNA replication initiation. Bases 1 to 537 code for a protein of 178 amino acids. NCBI's taxonomy places the organism in Eukaryota, Fungi, Ascomycota, Eurotiomycetes, Eurotiales, Aspergillaceae. Gene Ontology annotation, cellular component: GINS complex. The record is from RefSeq and is a predicted model, not a curated record. The transcript has 6 exons.